This is a messenger RNA of Aspergillus aculeatus ATCC 16872, 588 nucleotides long. RefSeq lists its product as uncharacterized. The transcript has 8 exons. Bases 1 to 588 code for a protein of 195 amino acids. The record is from RefSeq and is a predicted model, not a curated record. Gene Ontology annotation, molecular function: zinc ion binding; nucleic acid binding. Lineage: Eukaryota; Fungi; Ascomycota; Eurotiomycetes; Eurotiales; Aspergillaceae.
AUGGACUUCCUCUCCACUCUCAUUCUUAUUCCCAAAUCUAUCUUGGUUAGUAGUUUCGGCCGAUGCGAGGCUGUACACGAGCAAAAAGGCAGAGAGAAGCUCUGUCUCAUCUCGAAGGUGAGCGGCGAUGACGAUGAUCGUCUUCAGCCAGUCAUUUCCAUGGCCCUAGUAUUGAGAGCCUCUACGCGGACACCGUUGGGCAGCGCAUUGUGCAAACUGUCGGCGGCCGCUAGAAGAAUGGGUGCUUUCCUCCCCCAUAUUUCCGAGAGCAAGAAGCGGAGGCAAAACGCAUUCACAAGGAAGCGAGGUCCAAAUGUGUCAAUUGUGGACACGAAAUUACGGCGAGGUCCUUGGCAGCACAACCUGAAGAGGGUCAUGAAAAAAGUCCGCUGUUAUUAUUGCAAUGAAAUGGGACACAUAAAAGCCAAUUGUCAUAGCUAUCAUCGGGAUUUGUUCGCUCUAGACCGGGGUCGUUCUAUCGCGCAAGAGCUUCGCGCUCGCAACCGCCGUUGGCGAGAGCAGCAGCAGCAACAACAGCAGCAGGACAUCGCUGCCCCUUGCCGGGGAUAUGAACGCUAUGUUGCGUGA